This is a messenger RNA of Trichogramma pretiosum, 2159 nucleotides long. It is a transcript of the gene PIG-T, whose product is annotated as GPI transamidase component PIG-T. Gene Ontology annotation, cellular component: GPI-anchor transamidase complex. The record is from RefSeq and is a predicted model, not a curated record. The coding region runs from base 65 to 1777 and encodes 570 amino acids. NCBI's taxonomy places the organism in Eukaryota, Metazoa, Arthropoda, Insecta, Hymenoptera, Trichogrammatidae. Gene Ontology annotation, biological process: attachment of GPI anchor to protein. The transcript is spliced from 8 exons.
UUUUGAUUAUUUUCGUACGUCACUAGUAAACUUUCAAAAACAACAAGCAUGAAAAGUUGACAAGAUGUUUGGUUUCAAUAAAAACUUGUUUAUUUUUGUUGUUUUGGGAAUUUUUACUGUAGCCAUUGCUCAGAGUGACACUUUUGAUGAAGAGUUAAUGCUAAAACCUCUUCCAAAUGGAUUUUUGUACGCUUAUUUCCAAUUUACUACUCGAUGGGAAGCCUCUAAUAACCAGCAAACCUGGAAACACACCCACUUGUUUCCUAGAGGACUAGCAGAAAUUAUUGGUAGACAUCAUGUAGAUGAAAUGCAAAUUUCUUUAACUGAAGGUUUAUGGAACUAUAAAAAAUAUGGAUAUCCAUUUCAUAAUGCUGGGCCUGGUGCAGAAGUCACUACAUGGUUCAAUAAAGAAGUGUCUGAUGUCGAUAAAGAAUGGAAAGGGUUAACUAAUGCCCUUUCAGGAUUGCUAUGUGCUUCGCUAAACUUUGUCAAUCCAUCAAACAGUUUUUCUCCUCAGUUCAGUUUUAGACGAUCUGGUGCUAUGGAAAAGGAAUCUAGAAAUUCUAGUCAUUUACGAUAUUCAUCUCUUCCCAGAGAAACUGCAUGCACAGAAAAUUUAACUCCAUUUAAAAAAUUACUGCCUUGUGAUUCUAGAAAAGGGCUUGCUGUUCUAUUGAAUUCAGCGUUUAUUCAUAAUACAAACUACCAUUCAAUAGGUAUUUACUUUCGUUCUAUUUGUAGCAAUGCUGAAUGCACACAACGGUCGGUUGAGCUAAAGCAAACAGUGUCUUUAGUUUAUGACACGGUUACUUUUGAUACAAAGGAUUGGUCUAUUAGGAAAUUAUUUGGUAUAGGAAUAAAGGGUGCCUGUCCCCUUGCAAAUAUAAGCAAUAUUUAUGUAGAUACUACAAGUAAUAAGACUUACCAUACAUUCAAAAUCACACCAGAUCCGGAUUCAAAUAUUUUGAGUCUGAGAGGUGGUCAAGAAAAUAAGUAUGCUUUGUACAAUAUAAAAUUGCAUAACACAGGAAAACCCUUCAGUAUAGCAACUGUACAUGAACAACAAAAAUCACUUAGUGUUAUUCAACCAUCUAUUUUAUAUGCAAACAGAUACAUUACUGGAUACGGUCAAGAAAAAGGAUCAUUGGUGACUAAAAUUUACAAUGAUCACUGGAAGCCAUUAACCAUAAUUCUCUUAGAAAAUGUUCCAUGGUAUUUACCUCUUUACUUACAUUCCAUGAAGAUUGUUUGCAAUGGCAAAGAAUUGCAGCCAUUGGCUCAACGUUACAUUCCUGGCAAGGAACGUCAGCAACCGUACUACCUGGAGCUUGUGCUAACUUUGCCUCCUCGAUCCAUGACGAAAUUCUCCAUAGACUUUGAUUAUACGUUUUUGAAGUGGCAAGAAUAUCCACCAGAUGCCAAUCAUGGUUUUUAUAUGGGCCCAGCAGUUAUUAGCGCGAUGUUACCGAUUGCUAGAAAUUACACUGCUUUGCCGCAAGACGGGAGCACCAUUACUUCUAUUUUCAACGCUACCCGGCCCGGAUACCUGGUGCAGUUACGCACAGAACCAUUGCUGAUAAGUCUACCAACGCCAGAUUUCAGCAUGCCGUACAACGUCAUAUGCUUGGCCUGUACCGCGGUUGCUUUAGCGUUUGGUCCAUUGCACAAUAUUUCGACCAAACGACUCGUGUUGAAACGCGUUGAUAAACAAAGUUACCUACAGACUGCCAAAUCAAAGUUGCGAUCGCUAUUCGGUUCCAAAGAGAAAAAAGAAUAGUUUACUCGUUCAUAUAUCAAUUUUUAUGUUUAUUUUUCAUGAGGUUGUAUUGUCAGUUUUUUCAUAUUGUACCCAUGAUCAUUUCAAAGAACUAGGGUAAUGUGAAAAAUGAAAGAAACUCGAUAUCAUUUAUUCCUUAAAUAUGUGAUCUCGAUAACUCGACAAAUGAUGAAACUCGAUUCAUUUGUGGAAUAAUAAUAUUCUAAAAACGCUUAAAUUACUUUUAUCGAGUCAAUACUAUUGUGAGUAUUAAUUUUUACAGCUAUGUAUAAAUAUAAAUAUUAUUUAAAAUGAGAUUUCUGUCUUAAAAUAAAUGGUGCGUAUGUUUGUGAAUAAACGCAUAGCGAGCUUUUACAAAAUAUAAAAGUUAUUCAAAGUUUCG